ACAUCCACCUCAGCCAUCGAGACAAAUUUUAUUAUAGCUAGUAACCAUCAAUCGUUUCCCUCUUCGCCAUGUGCACCCUGGUCGCGAUUCUCUUCGUAGCGGCUCUGUCGGUGGCAACCGCGGCACCGUCAGGUUAUUUGGGCCAUGGUGCCGCACUAGCCGGACCGAUUUUAGGGCCCGCGACCCUUACAGGUCCCGCGAACGGACCGUCCGCCCUUGCCGGGCCGGUGGUUGGACCCGCCCGCCUAUCCGGAGCGGUCGACGGGGGUGCCGUCGUUACUGGUGCUGUGGCUGGACCGUCGAUCGUUUCCGGUAGUGUUGCUGGACAAACGGCGAUAGCUGGCCCGGCUCUUGGCUAUGCGGCACCAGCUUUGGGAUGGCCAGCUUAUGCAUCUGGUAGCAUCGCUGCUGGACACGCCGGAUUAGGCGGUAUCGUUCGUGGAUAUGCGCCUGGACAUUGGUAAUUCACUUCACCCGACAAUAUGGACCAAGAACCUCCGCGACUGAUCUCUUAGAUGCCUGCAAUCUCAUUCAUAAUCUGCAUCACGAUCUGUAUCACGAUCUUCGUCAUUCGGCGUAUUUCUCAUUGCUCUAUCUCUUAUAUAUGUACAUAACAAAGUUUCGUAUAUAUAACGUUAUAUGUAAUAAUAAUAAUAAACGUAUGGCACUUCU
Pogonomyrmex barbatus (red harvester ant) is the source of this 672-nucleotide messenger RNA. RefSeq lists its product as uncharacterized. Lineage: Eukaryota; Metazoa; Arthropoda; Insecta; Hymenoptera; Formicidae. The record is from RefSeq and is a predicted model, not a curated record.